Messenger RNA from Phaeodactylum tricornutum CCAP 1055/1, 4152 nucleotides. RefSeq lists its product with no specific name. The transcript has 7 exons. The coding region runs from base 1 to 4152 and encodes 1383 amino acids. Gene Ontology annotation, cellular component: exosome (RNase complex). Lineage: Eukaryota; Bacillariophyta; Bacillariophyceae; Surirellales; Neidiaceae. Gene Ontology annotation, molecular function: RNA binding; 3'-5'-RNA exonuclease activity. The record is from RefSeq and is a predicted model, not a curated record.
AUGCCUUGGUUCACAUCCGCCCUAUCUCCAGAAAAGUUUCGAAACGGUACCACAAUUCACAAACUUGCCAAACGCGCGUCGGUCGCUGUCGGUACUCCAUCGGCCACCAGCCAUUCGGCGCAGCGCUUGGCGAGUUCUUCAGCAGCUAUUUCCGAACAAGAUCACCGUUUCUAUCCAGUCUACGUCCAUCACGUUUCCAAGACGGCUCUGCGCUAUCUUCAGGAUGCUCGCGCAACCUGGUUGGUCGAACAAGGUUUGGACCGAGGUCUGCGUCUUAAUGCCAACGGCACGUUCGUUCUACAAUUUCCGUCGCGUCGGGGUCACGAUUCGGGACGGAUUUGGACAAGCUACGAUGCUUCCACGAGAGAACAUCGGCUUUCAGUCUACCGGAAAAAGCUCAAAGGACGAUUCUUGCUCAAAGACGCGUCGUCCGACACACUGCACACUAUUGCUUCGCUGGCCCAGGCCGAAGAAAGGGUGCGCCACGGCGUGGAACAAUUGAUUGUAGCGCUGGAAACUACUGGCCGGGAACCCCCGUCGCCGGGCGUCAGUACCAUGUCGGCAAGCAAGGGCAUGCACAAACAGCCUGUUCCUUGGAAAAAUCGAAGCUUUUUAAAGGAUGCAAAGCUGCGAGUGCAGGAACGAUACUGGAGAGAGUCUCGAUCUGGAGAUGUUCCGGUCGACUGGAACAAAAACUUCUACACUCUACGACAAUUUCACAUACUUCCCGACGCCGUAACUGUGCGGAAAUAUCUCGCCGUCAUCGAAAAAUUGGUGUGCGACGACAUCUGCGAUAUUCCAGUACAAUGGCACAUAUUGGAAUCCGUCGUUGAAUACAUGGAUUAUCGAAAUCAAUCGCCAGUGCUGGCAGACAGAACAAGGCGCGAAGCCGCGACGCCCCAUGAGCGCAAGACUCUCCAAUCUCUGUUGCUUCAGAAUAAGCCAGAUGCGGAUGAAAAGAACCGCAAGAGCACAACCUCUGCAUUCUGCGAUCUUUCCAUACGAGUAACGGACGACGAAUGGGACAUGAUGGAGUAUGAAAGUAUCAAGAUUCCUGAACGCAGCCGUCACGCCCUCUUUCGGGCCGCAAGAAUCAUUACGACCGACUCAUCAAGGAAAGGUGUCAUUUGCGUCAUUGUUUGUGACGACGAAGAUUGUAAAUGUACUGAUGAUGGCGUAUGGGUGAUGAGAAUGACCGAACUUAUCGAUCUGUUCGUGAACGAGAAAAUUUUGUCUGUCCAAGAGAGCUUGCGGAUUGCUGAGCUUUGUCGAGUUUGCGAGAAAGCAUAUCAACGGCGUAAUACAUCACCUGAUACUACCUCGUUUGGUGGGACGGAGACAAAUACGGAAUACCUUAAUGAGGAAAGCAUUGCACAAGGUCUACGGGAUGGAAGACUUCAGCGGGGUCGAUUGGUUGUGACAAAGGAAAAUACCAAAGAAGCAUAUGUUGUUGUCAAAAACAAGAACUUUUUUAUUGACCUGAAGGAGGGGCAUCACAAACGGGCUUUUCAUCAGGACACCGUCGUCAUUGAAAUUUUGCCGCAGCAAGACUGGGGCCGUCCUAUUGGUCGCCGGCGCCUGUCGCACCAUUCGGAUGCUGAUGAGGAGACUGCUGAUUCAUUUGCAGACCUUGCUUUUCCACAAUACCCUUCGGCAAAAGUUGUUUCCAUUGAAAUUUUUGCAAGACGCUCAUUUGUAGGUACUCUCAUUGAAACUCCAUUGAACAAUGAAUCUACUAUUCUCAUUGUUCCCAUGGAUAUGCGCAUUCCGAAAAUUCGAGUUCGUACACGCUGCUGGAAGCGAUAUGUAAAUAUGCGACUUCUUGUCCAAAUAGACGACUGGGAGGUUGGGUCGCAGUAUCCCGCUGGUCAUUGCAGUAAAAUUAUUGGGGAGGUUGGGGAAAUUGAAACGGAAGUUGCUUCCUUGCUCCAUGAAUGUGAAAUCGAGCUUGAACCUUUUGGCUCGGCAGCUCUUGCUUGCUUACCGCCCGAAGCUGAUAACUGGACUAUCCCUGAGGCCGAAAUAUUGAUGAUGCAAUGCACGCCCAUCGUCUUCCGAAUGGAGACGGUUCGAUAUGCUUCCUUCGCUUUUAAGUUCAAACCUUUGUUCUCUUCAUGGUGGAACCGAUCGUUUGGCUGUCUCCGUGAUCUGGACUAUGAGCGAGGAUCUGACGGAGGUAAAGACGUCGUGGUUCGGGCGUACAGUUAUCCACAGUUGUGCUGUCCACGAUCAAUCGCCCGAAAAGUGUCGCUCACACGGCGUUUUGAUCACCAUCAACGAAAAGCCAUGACAUACAAACAAGCCGACAACCUUCUCUCUGGGCAACCCGCGGAUAACGAAGAAAACGUGUCGCCCCCACCGAUGACUGCUGGCGCCCCAGUUGAUUUGAACGUAUCCGCUCGUCUCAAAGAGGGUCUUGAAAUACUCACUGCUUUAGCUAGGAAACUUCGGAAAGAUCGCGAGGAUAUCGGUGGGGCGGUUGAUCUCUCAAAUGGGGACCAAGGGUCAGAAUUGCAGUUUUCCCUCAAGUCAGGCAUUCCAACAGAAGUCAUCGCAAAAGAAGAUACAGAAGUGCAUCACACUAUCGCAGAGCUCAUGAUAUUGGCAAACACUACCGUCGCUACACAAAUAUAUUCGUUCUUUCCGGAUUCUGCUUUGCUCAGAAUCCAUCGGUCUGUCCCGGAAGAUUACUUCGACGACUUUCGAGAGUUACUUCAAAGCGCUGGGAUUGCUUUCUGUGGCCCUGAUAACGCCGCUUUAGCUUUGUCAUUAAAGAAAGCUGAGGAAGUUGCUUCACCUUUUGUUCGAUCUUUGCUUCGAUCGUUGGCAACAAGGGCAAUGUCAGAGGCUCAGUACGUGUGUGCUGGUGCAAAAACGAGAGCUGAGCUUUCCCACUAUGGUCUAGGUCUGUCUUUGUACACUCAUUUCACAUCACCUAUACGGAGGCAACUUUUGGCUACCCUCAAAUCAUCAAAGCAGCUUGAUCUAGAUGAGCAAAAAAGAUACUUUCGCCAAAUUGCGCCCCUGCCUGUUUCGAACUUUUUGUCAGUUUUAAAGAAUGGGUAUGUUGACAAUCAGCCGCCUCCACUUUCAGAGAAGUUGAUCGAAAGUUUUCGCGCUUUUCAGUCAACAAGUGAGAGCGUAUCACAAGACAAUUUUGGGAUGAAUGAUGAUGCACAGUCUUAUAGUGGAUCCGAGCUGGUGACGAUAUGUGAAAAGCUAAAUGUUGGGAGUCGACGCGCAAAGUAUGCGUCUAUGGAAUGUCAAUCCUUGUUUCUGAGCUUAUUCUUGCGAAACCGAGUCGUGGUAGAAAGGGCUAUCGUCGCCGGUCUUCGCACAAACGGGAUUGUGUGUUACGUACCACGAUUUGGAUUCCGGUCACCGAUUUAUUUCCAGGAUAGAAGCGGUUCCGUUCAGAUUGAUCCUGCAUUUCUAGACCUUGUUUCGGAUCAUGGCCAGCCACCAACAGUUGGGUUUUCGAACUCCUCGACCAUACGCCGGAUUCCAAAUGCUUCCGUUGUCGUGCACAAUUCAAAAGAUGAUAGCCCAACUGUAAAGUAUCUUGAGGUAUCGACAACUGACUCGCUAGGUUCGCUGAUUUUGCGAGAGCUUGAUGAAGUCAAGGUGGAGCUUUCGUGCUGGCAGUGGGACUCCAGGGCAAGAGUACCCUCGCCGCAGCUACAGUUGUCCUACAGAGGUGAAGUACCGCAUUGUAAAUCUGACAAGAAGCAUAAGUCGCGAACGAAUUUACUGGAUCGGAAUAUUAACCGUAAACUCGAAGAAGACAGUGAAAAAGCCAGGGCAUCGAUUUAUUCCCUUUGCGAAACAACAAUGAAAAAUGUCGAACCACUUUUGCAUAGGAUCCCGUUUCGAUAUUCCACUGAGCACCCGAAAGUUCAAAAACUCACUGAAUCCUUGAAAGGCCGACUAGUCUUGCGAAACUUUGUCAACCCAGACACCCGCUCUUCUUUGCAAGAGGCCCUGCAACAAUCCGCAGCAACACAAGGUGCUUUGCGCAGAGUGGAGGCAUCUGACUUGAACGAUUGUGAUAGUUUAUGCCGACGAAUGAAUCAAAUAGAAAAGACGGUGAUAGUGCGACAGCAAAAAUUAGCCGCGGAAAAGAGGUCUAGUCGCCGAGCAAAGGCGGUGUAA